Messenger RNA from Temnothorax curvispinosus, 2485 nucleotides. RefSeq lists its product as uncharacterized. Bases 68 to 2449 code for a protein of 793 amino acids. The transcript is spliced from 14 exons. The record is from RefSeq and is a predicted model, not a curated record. NCBI's taxonomy places the organism in Eukaryota, Metazoa, Arthropoda, Insecta, Hymenoptera, Formicidae.
UUACUAUAUCUUCUCGCACAAUGGAUGUGUGCGUGAGUCAUUGGAAAGUAUACGAAUCAGGUGAAACAUGAGCGUUAUACUGAGCGUCGCAAGUGGCAAUAUCUUGUCACUAAGAGGAUGGAUUUUUUUCAUAAUUUUACUUAUAUUCUAUGGAAUAAGUCCGACGGAAUCUCAACUCCGCAUACCGGACGAGUUUAAGGAAUGUUACGUGAAUAAUAACAUGCAUGAUUUUCACCUUCCCAUGAACAUGCGCGUCCUGCUGGAUAUCAUUCGCAAAGCAGAGACAUAUUCUUACUCUACGAUGGAUAUCAGAACAAUGUCAUCCUCCCUGAUGCACAGAUUUAAGCUUGAUGGCAUCAAACAUUAUAAAGAUGUACAAGAAAGAGAUGGAAUACUUCCUUUUGGACAGUCUGGAAGACAAAGUGUCAAAUAUAAAUUGAUAAAGGAAAUGGUUCCAGGAAAACCGGAACUUUUUCCGUUCGAUGCACUCACAGCGAUAGAACAGUGCACUUUACAUCAAGCUAUCUCAAAUACAAUAAUGAAAGAAGAUUCACGCGGCACGAGUACAUUAUGUGAAGAGAUUGGUCAAAAGUUAACAAAUAGAGUUUUAUUUGCUAAUCUAUGGAAUUGUCCGAGGGAAUACGGAGUGAUUCUUACGUCGUAUGGAACUAUUGCUCCAGGUGCUAUUAUAGGAGCCAUUGCUGCUUCCCUUCAACAUCAGAAUGUUGGAUUAAAUCAAAUCGUUAACACAGAAACGUUUGAAAGGCCUGUUACCAUCGCUAGCGUAACUCACAUCGAAGAAGUUGACUUUAUUAUACCAAGAAAUGAAAUGAUUCAUGAUAAAUCAAUGUCAUAUAUUUCCUCGCCUAAGCCAGAUCUAAAAUUAGACAACGUAUGGCUAACAACGAUUGCAGGUGAAUUAGCGGAGAUGGUAGUAUAUCAAGGACCUAUAUUAGACUCCGAUAUGCAACUUGGAGCCACUGGAUUUUGGAAUAACACUAUGCGUCCCGGUGUUUAUUAUUUAAAAAAUCAAAAUGGCUAUUUUGAUGCCACCCGUGCUAAAAUAGUCAGUGAUAUCGAUGGUCUCAUCAUAGCGAGUAAGGUGCACACCUGGGUGAACGACUUUUACAGUCUUCGUUUGAGUCAAAUUCUUGAUAUGUAUUACUCAGAUAACGGUAUAACUUUAUUUAAUGAAAACAUCAAAGUCUGUGACAGGAAGAAGGGUUUCUCGUACGUCGUGUCCAGGACGCUUUUGGACGAGCAGACAUACGCCGCAUCUCAUCUUUUGGCCUACCAUAACGAUAUCGUAUUCAAAUCUCCAGAAGCUCUUAAACGACUGGUCGAUCACGCGAUUGCUAAAUUCUCAGUUUACGCAAACGAUCACCUCUUGACAGAAUUACUCUGUCGAAACAGAAAACGUUAUCCACAAGUAGAAGCGUUGAUCGUAUUCGACGGUAGUUGGACUGAGGAAUACACAAUGGAUUUGGUCGCAGCAUUAAUAGAUGACUUGGAUGUAUCGAUGUAUAGUUCAAAAAUGGGAAUUUUACACGGUAUAUCAGGACAAUGGUUGCUCAAUGUAACAAGCAGUCCUAGUCUUGCUUAUUACGCUAUAUCUAACUUCAGGAAUAUUUCAUGGCCUACGCGUAUAGAUCUCGUUACAACGUUGAAUGCAAUAUCCAAUUAUCUGAAUAAAACCUGGGAAGCAAGAUGGCAACAACAUACAAUAGGGAGUCUCGGUCAAGCGAUCGUGAUAUUAGCUCCAUUGGCUCAGUUCUCUGAAUCAGAGCAACAGACAAUUUUAAAAUUAUUAAAAGAGAUCAAGCAUCUUCAUCCCGAUCUAUAUUUUUUAUAUUAUGUGUCGGAAUACAAUUCACGUAUUUUUCAACCGUUUGUAUUAUCAGAGCAAGAUCGUUUAAUACUUGGCCCUAAUAUCGAUGCCAUCGCACAAUACCUGUCAACGUUGCCGCGAACUCUGAAGCCAGUAACUGUGUCGAAACUUGACACAGAAGAACCAUCAAAAUUCAAGAAUAAAAUAGAAAAUUACAUAAGUCCUUCAAAAUCAAUUACAUACAUGUUGCAUUCGCAACACACAGCUAAUAUGAAGAUAACAAUUACAGUCCAUAAUUUUGGAUACGGAACGAUAAAAGCUUGUUCUUGGAAUCAAUUCAAUAGUGAAGAAACUAUGGCAUGUCAACAGCUUAAUGCGCAUAAGGAGAUUAACUUAAUCGACAACUAUACAUGCAUUGAUAUACGCUGCCCUCACAUAUAUCUCCGUAUACAAAACGCCACUUCCUUUUACAAGUGUGCAGAAAUGGAAUGUAAAUUACCGGAUCAAGUGAGAUAUAUCAUAAGGAUGCAAAAUACAUACAACUCAGCGGAAAAAAUGAUAUUUAUAAAUGUAUUUGUAACGCUUUAUUUAUAUUUACAAUUAGCUGUAUUUAACAUAUGAGGAUCUUGUUCAAUAAAACUAAAGCGACUUAAGGUA